AUGAACUCGAAAAGGCGUUUUGCAAUUUUGUCAGCGCACACAUUGUUUUCCUCGUUUCAGUCUGGUGCACAACAUUCUUGGGCAAACCGCAAUUUCUUCGACUUUUUCGACUUUCUGUUCCCCGAACACCAUCGCGAGUUCCCAGCGGUUCUCCGGUUUUCGGGAUUGUUAUUCAUCGCCGCGCAUGAGCUUGGUCAUGGCUUUGGUAAGGGGCAAUUUUCUUGUCAAUAUCAAAUCACCCUUUUUCAGAUAGGGAGAUGAACGAGAUAGGAGCCAAAGAUCCCACAUACUCCCAAAUACACGAUUGCCUUUACGAGCUGUACGCGAAUCAAUGCAAUCCAAAGGACGCGAACUCUUGCACUGACCCCAAAAACACCAUCAACGAGAAUUUUGCGGACUAUUUCGCGGUUCGUAUGGUCUAUCUGGCCUACAAACGGAAGUCGAAGAAAGAAGGAAAAAGUCGCCCAGGAGGGGCGAUUCUCGCCCGCUACUCCAACGACCAACUGUUCUUCAUCCACAUGGCACAGACAAUGGGCAGUUUUGGUAUUUGGGAAUGGUACUCUCAGUCCAAUAUGCAUUCGGUAGGCCCGGUCAGAGUUUGGGCCGCGUUAUCCGCGCUCCCGGCGUUUACCAAUGCGUUCAACUGCGCUGCAGGCAGUACCUAUCGAGUUGAAGAUGGCUGUCAUUUAUAUAACGGAAAAAUUCAACCAAAUUAUAACCUUACUGAAAAUUGA
This is a messenger RNA of Bursaphelenchus xylophilus (pine wood nematode), 734 nucleotides long. NCBI's taxonomy places the organism in Eukaryota, Metazoa, Nematoda, Chromadorea, Rhabditida, Aphelenchoididae. The record is from the annotation of a GenBank genome assembly.